AUGGCGCCCACGAGGGACGGGAGCAGCACGACUACAGCUCAUGACACCCACGAACCCUCCGAGACGAGUCCUCUGCUCGGCGGCGAGCAGAAUGGCAUCGCUGUCGACCCGGAGAGCGCGCAGCCCGUGCCCGUGCCAGUGACGGAAGCCGACGAGAUCGCGGUGGCCGAGGAGCCCAGUACCAAGAAGCUGGUCGCCAUCAUGGCAGCGACGUGGAUUGGGGUCUUCUUUGCUGCUCUGGAUACAACCAUCGUCGCGACCCUGACCGCUCCCAUCUCAUCGAGUUUCAACUCGCUCUCCCUCCUCUCGUGGCUGGCGACAGGCUACCUCAUCGCCAACUCGGCGUGCCAGCCACUGUCGGGCAAGCUGACCGACAUCUUCUCGCGGCGCUGGGGGUUGAUCUUCUCCAACAUCUUCUUCGGCGCGGGCACGCUGCUGUGCGGGCUGGCACCCAGCGCCGGGGCCAUCAUCGCGGGACGCAUUGUCGCGGGCGUGGGCGGCGGCGGCCUCACCUGCAUCGCCACCUACAUCACCAGCGACUUGGUGCCCCUGCGGCGUCGGGGCCUGUGGCAAGGGUACGGCAACCUGGUCUAUGGACUGGGCAUGGGACUCGGCGGCGUCUUCGGCGGCGUCCUCUCGGACAAGUUGUCGUGGCGCUGGGCGUUUCUGCUGCAGGUGCCCUUCAUCGCCGUGUCGACCGUCAUGGUGUUUUUCCUGGUCGACAUCCCCGUGAACCCGAGCACGCAGCCGGCGCUGUCGCGCAUCGACUUCCUCGGCUCGGGCUUCCUGGUCGCCAGCCUGGUACUACUCCUCCUGGGUCUCAACACGGGCGGCAACCAGCUCCCCUGGGGCCACCCGCUGAUCGUGGCCAGCCUGGCGCUGUCGGUCGCCACGCUCGCCGGGUUCAUGUACCUCGAGUCGCAGCCGCGGUGGGUGCCGGAGCCCGUGCUCCCCGUGGCCCUGAUUGUGCGCACGCGCACGGUGCUCUCGGCGUGCCUGGCGAACUGGUUCGGCACCAUGGCCGCCUUCCUGGCCAUCUACUACGUGCCCCUGUACCUGCAGGUGCGCGGGUUAUCGGCCACGGCGGCGGGACUGCGCGUCGUGCCCUUGGCGGCCGCGACGUCGGUCGGCAGCCUGGCGUCGGGGUACCUGAUGCGCGCGACGGGUCGGUACUACGCGCAGAUGGUCGGGGUGAUGGUGACGUUCGUCGUGGGGACGGGGCUGCUGUGCACCUUUCAGCUGGACACGCCGGCGUGGAUGACGUUUGUGUUCCCGACGCCGCUGGGCUUCGCGUACGGCGGCAUGCUGACCAUCACGCUGGUCGGCAUGAUCAGCUCGGUCGACCACGCCCACCAGGCCGUCAUCACCGCGGCGUCGUACGCCUUCCGCUCCACGGGCUCCACCAUCGGCAUCACCGUCGCCAGCGCCGUCUUCCAGAACAUCCUCACCGACCGACUCCACGUCCACUACGGCUCCCUCCCAAACAGUGACACCGUCAUCCGCCACAUCCGCGACUCCCUCGACGCCAUCAACCACCUGCCUCCAGGCUGGGACAGACCCACCGUCCUGGCCAUCUACAUGGACGCGUUGCGGGGUGCCUUCUUCGCCGGUCUCGGCCUGGCCGUCCUGGCCGCCAUCGCUGGGCUGGGCAUGAAAGAACACGUCUUGCACAAGAAUCUUGCCCGGAAGUGA
Molecule: messenger RNA, 1692 nt
Organism: Fonsecaea nubica
Lineage: Eukaryota; Fungi; Ascomycota; Eurotiomycetes; Chaetothyriales; Herpotrichiellaceae
Exons: 2
Coding region: 1-1692 (563 amino acids)
Biological process (GO): basic amino acid transport; transmembrane transport
Cellular component (GO): fungal-type vacuole membrane
Molecular function (GO): basic amino acid transmembrane transporter activity
Source: RefSeq, a predicted model, not a curated record